Drosophila rhopaloa is the source of this 527-nucleotide messenger RNA. Its product is annotated as endocuticle structural glycoprotein ABD-5-like. The record is from RefSeq and is a predicted model, not a curated record. The transcript is spliced from 2 exons. Lineage: Eukaryota; Metazoa; Arthropoda; Insecta; Diptera; Drosophilidae. Gene Ontology annotation, cellular component: chitin-based extracellular matrix. Gene Ontology annotation, molecular function: structural constituent of chitin-based larval cuticle. The coding region runs from base 33 to 428 and encodes 131 amino acids.
CUCUCGCUUUUUACACCUCCAAAAUCUCAAAAAUGUUCAAGAUCCUUCCUCUUUUCGUCCUGGCCGUGGUGGUCGCCUGUUGUCAAGCUCUUCCCGUGGAACCCGAACGUAUGACAGUGGCCAUCUUGAAAUCCGAGAUGAACAAGCACAAUGAUGGGAGCUAUGACACUAUCUACGAGGCUGGAGAUGGAACCAAGCGCCAAGAGGACGCUGCUGUGGUGAGCGAGGGCACCGAAGAGGAAGCUCUGGAGGUGAAGGGAUCCUACACGUACAUCGAUGACGACGGCAAGGUGGUGGAGGUGUUCUAUACGGCGGGAAAGAACGGAUUCGUUCCAUACGGUGACACUAUCAACCCGGAAAUCACAGCUGUUGCUGAGGCAGCCAAGGAUCUUCCCAAGCCAGAGAAGAAGGAGAAGUUUGGUCAAUAGGACUCGUUUUUUUGAAGAUAUCUCGUAGAACUUAGUUCAUAAGAUUGAUGGAAAGAGCCAGCAGCGCGUUGAAACUAGGCAAACAAAAAUAAAAGUCAA